AUGGCUUCCAAUCGUCUCUCACUCAUCUUCUGCAUUGUCAUAACGUUGAAUCUUAUGAACCUCCUUUCUGCCUCAGCGGCCUACAUGCUCUCUUCCGGGUACCAGGCUGAUCAAAACUCCAUCGUCUACAAAAUGCCCCGCCGACAUUCGAGUACGUUUCACGCCCUCCUUUGUCCUUAUCAGUCUUGCAUGUUCGGAGAGACCAGGCAUUCCUACGCCUGCAACCUCUUAGUAACAAAAAGCGUUGGCAACUAAAAGAAGGUGUAGCGUACGGAUUGCCACCCAUAGUCAUUGAGGCAAUGCAUUUUUGUGGCAUCGAAAGCCGUGGCUUGCACAAGAGAGGGAUUGCUUUGCUUAAGAUAGUCAUCCGAUAGCGGUUGUAAUGAACAUAUUUUCGUGAUAAAAGAUGCAACCUACGUUCAAACAAUCUGCUUAAAUCCCGCAGCUUUGAAGGACAGAUACUGACUUAUACUAACACUAGUUAAUCCAAAAUUAAAACGCAAUUAUGAGGCAUAUUUCGUUUACCGCCUGAACAUGGAGGAUUUUUUGAGGUAUGUUUACUCACGUCCUCUGGCAAAUGUUAGAAGUUGAUAUAAGCCCUCUGCCAGAAGUGGUAUUUCCAUAGUAAUUGUUUUAAUGAUCAUAUUAACAGAUUUCUCCUUAAAAACAGUCGAACAGUCGAACAGUCGUUAGCCGUGAACACAAACCGCCAGUAGCCUCUCGCCUUCUCUCAUAAAUCAGUCCACGCAACCUUUGUCCUUAAGAAUAAACGUACAGUAGGUGUGCUAACUCACGAAACGUCAACCGGAAUUCCGAAAUGCGUUUUCGAUUCGAAUAGAUUAAUUAAGCAGAGCUGUACAAUUAGUUACCCUGCAACAUAAUUUUCUAAAAAUCCAGCUACCCCGAGAUGCCGGCUUUCAAAGGAACUUCUUUCCUCCUGCAUGCAAAAACCCCACUAUGUAAAAAAUGCCAACUUAAGUAUCAUGACAUUUUCUCCUUGAUUUUCGAUGCUCUUAAAUAUUCAAUCAUAUUUCAUGGAAAAUAUGCAUAAACAAAAUUCAUACUUUUACUCAUUCGGUAGAAAAUUAUGUCUUCUUCCAAUGUUAUACUCAAAGGAAGGGUAUAAUUCGGUUUUCAAAAAGUUUAUAAAUGUGAGAUUUUUUAAUACCCGAAAUGGCCGUUCAUAAAACGCUAUGUCGACGCAUUUACAAAUAUGGCUUGUAAACUUAACAACAUGGAUCAAAAUCACUGCUAAAUUUUAUGAAUUCCGUAUGGUCUCCUCCUAAUACCGUAGAGAAGUGUAAAGAUUUCCGCACGCGGGAAGUUUACAGCUUGUAGUUUGGAAAAUGUGAAUGCAAGUGUAACGGCAGCUCGGGUUCAAAAUUAUUCAGGAAUUGGAAAAAAAUUGAAAACCGAGUAUACAAUUGGCAUCAGACGUAGUUUUCUACCGAAUAAGCAAAAGAAUGAAUAUUUCUAUACAUGAUUUCCAUGAAAUAUAAUUGAGUAUUCGGAGGCGUUGAAAAUCAAUGCGAAGGGUGCAUGCUACUUAAAUAGACAUUUUUUACAUAGUGUGGUUUUUACAUCCAGUCAGAAAGAAAUUCUUUCAAAAGCCGACAUCCUGGGGUAACUGAAUUAUUAUGGAAUUACGCUGCAUGAUGAUCAGUUUCACAACCUUACUUACUUAACCUUUUCGAAACAAAAACGCAUUUCGGAAUUUCCGCUGACAUUUCAUAAGUUAGCCCUCCUACUGUAACUGUAACGUCUACCCGAUCAGUUUUGUUGACCUGACUAUGACAGUGAGAGCUUUUUCUCCAUACGAUGCUCACGGAGGCGCCCUAGUCCCAGAGCUGUAUAGAAAGGUACGUCAUAGAGCAGGACGCAGCUGAUGAAACCACCUUCCUUUCUAGUUUGCCUCGUGGAGUUAUUUCUUAUCACCUACCGGUAGUCUUUAUAUCCCAUUUUCGUCUAUUUGCUAAUGUGAAAGACGGAAGACAGUAAUGCUGAUAUUUAUUAACAAUCAUAAAACACCAUUUUAAAGGUUUUCCAACAGAUGAGCGCUUUGUCUGAGGCAUAUUCCGUAGCGGCACUCUCGCUGGAUGGUUUGAUGUGGGUUAUUUGGCCUUUACACAACAGGCUUGCCUCACACUCGACGAAAUGAAGUCCCAAAUUGGUCUGAUUCAGUAAUAGGAGGAAGCAGUUAUACCGAUGAAGCGAACUCCAUCUGUGCUAGGAGAAGGAGGAAAAGAAACCCUUCUUCCUCCUACCGUUCCGUCCCCGCAAACGGACAUGUCGCGCGGAUGCAGAAGUUGCGAAUGUAUUUCGCAACAAGACCAAACCAACAGUUUCUUUUACGUAUGUGUGCGUGUGUGCCGUGCAGUCUACUGUCUGAGGUUUAAACGUCAUCAUCCGCAUCCAGACGCUCUUGGCGGUCGUACAGCUGCAAGGUAGUCGAUUCAUUUCAGACAAACCCAGCAUAUGCGUGAAAUGCAGUAACGAAUUGAACUGCCUUUAUUGGGUAGGACUACCUUAUGUAGCCCCCUUUACAGGAGAUGAGAACAGGUAUGCCUGCUCAGGUAAUAAAGGUGGAACUGUGCAUGAUUCUGCAAAGGGCAAAAUAUUCCCGUGCCCUAACUCCAACAAUGACAUUAAUAAAAAAGUAAACCGCUGACUUAAGUUGACUUCAAACCUACCCUAAACCUUAACUCUGCAGUUAACACUAGCCGCUACCUUAACCCUAAGGCUGAUCCCGAGUUUCCUAACCUAGCCUUAAACCUAAUCCUUAAUCUAACUCUAACCCCUUCCAUAAACCUAACCCGUAUUUUACUGAAAGCUGGCUCAAAGCCGCCCGUAUGUAGACGGUUCCUGUUCUCGUGUACCAUUUAGGGGGCUACAUAAGUUAGUCCUACUCUUCAUUGUUCACGGUUCUAGAGCGGACUAACCAUGAAAACGCGGACGAGUCUUUCACAUAUUCCCUAACACAUGCAAAGGGACAUUAAAUUUUUGUAUUUCUUUAAGUUUUACACUUCAGCCUCCAUUAACUAUUGGCAAAAUAGAGGUUUUUCGUAUUCCAAGCAAGCCUAAAGCUACAGAGAUGACCUUUUUCACAAAUGCCCAAAACACUACUGUUGUCUUAGACCUGAAACUCCCUUCACCCAUCGCCUCCUUGCGCUGGUUGCUGUGUCCUCUCAAGUUCCAGCCUCUAACAAGCGAGUUUAAGACUGUUUUAUGUCAAAAAUCCAUCCUACACAGUUUGAAAACUCAAUUUCCAAGCGUUAAAGUGUGUCCGAGUCAGACCUCAUCCUCAAUUUGUGUCUCCUCUGAACGUCUCCAUAUUCCCGGGCGACAGCGUUUCACGUUUGCUGCCAUCGUUGGUAAAGUUAUUUACUUACUGACUCAUUUGUCCCGAAAACAUCGGAUAGAAACUAAAACACGCAUUAGUAUUGGGUGGAGAGCUGACGGGGUCGUUCCAAAAUUAUUUUUUGCGUUUUCUACCAACUAUCAAAUAUCAGUCCCCAGGUUUGGCAGAUUUCGUAAAAAGAACCUUUACCUCAGCUGAUUUCAUUGUUCACUUGUGUAAUUUAUAUCUAAACUUUGUCUCUUUCAAAACCUAUAAUUAUGGCCGCCCCUACCUAUACGGAACACGGCAUAUUAUUGCUGGAACCAUGAUUGAAGGAAGGAGUAAUGUCUGUCUUCUCCAGCGAGCAAACCAAUUUUAUCCGCAAAUGAGCUAUUUAGCUACAUUUGGGCGACGAAACGCGGGCCCUCAUGAUAGGUCUUGGGGGUUUUGACGGCAGUUUUCUCUCGAGACAUGUAACCGGAGUUUAAAACCCUGAUCUUCAUAAUCGCAACGGGAUGUCGGUGCUAGAUGGAAUAGGCUGGGCAAAAGUAUGAUUCAUAGCCGGGGUUGCUUACAUCGGGGAGGAUUUGCGUCGAGCAAAAGAGCUGAGCAUCCAAAAACUUUGUAGUAUCUCAGAUGUUGAUCCUCCAUAUUGCCACCGACAAAAACGUGACACUAUUUUUACCGCUGAUUGAGGGUAGUUAAUUUAAAUUAUGCGCCUUUGCAGGCAUUGUCAAAAAGUUGCUGCAUUUUCGUAUUUUUACUCCGAUGACUACCUUUAAGUACCUUGACCACCCUCACGCAACAGCCGCCACGAAGUCUUUUUAUUCCUUUCAUUAAAGCGUACGAAUAAAUGUCGCCAGUUAUUUUCUUUUGGUCCAAUUGCUCCCCGGAGUACGUAAACCCGGCCAUAAAGCUGACAGGAGCCCUCGAAACGGACCUAAAAAUAACUACUGGCGAGUGACACUAUGUCGUGUUUGGUCGUGUAUUUUUCUGUAAGCAUGGUUCCGUCUCGUCCACCUCGCCACAUUCGUCCGCCCUUAUCUAACGUCACCUUCCAUGACGCAUCUCUUGGUGACCGAGUUAAACUCGAGGAGUCGAACUACUCACUGUAGUCUUUAGGGUACUGACAAAUAUUAAAUCGUGCGUUUGUUUUAUAGAAAGAAAUUUCACACCCGUGGACAUGCAUAAGGAAUCAUAUUAAGCUUCUUUUGUUGAGGAAUACGGGCUACAUUCCAGUGAAUUAAGGCCAGUCAGGUGGGAGAAGAGGACUGUUUCUAGUUAGCUGUCACUAGGUCUGUCGCCCACAGAAAUUUUCAGCAGAAACAAACGAAACUCGCCAGAGUGGCCCGCUGGAUUUUGCCGGGAAACCGGCCUGACGAGGUGUAUCCACCCUUCUAGUUUUGUCUUCUUAUAUGUCGACAUACCGCGGCUCAUAUGAAGAUGCAGUUAUCACGGAGAUCGGAUUACCAGAUGCGCGGCCGUGCGGCGGAAACGUGCUCAUCACACGGUGUCGUAACGAAAGUCGGACGCAAAUGGCGGAGCACACGAUCUUCUCCGUAUCGUUUCUUCGUGUUUACUUUUUGCACACAAAAAAUACAGCCACUAUAGUGCAAGUCUUGCAACUGCGAAAUUUUGACGAUUUUGGGAUUGUUAUGCAUACUGGAUAAUUAACUUGGCUCCUGAUAUUUUUACUGAGCUUGUAUGUUUCCAAGGGACGAAAAAGACUUCAACCCAUCUAAAUUCUCUUAGGCUGGAAACCGUGUAUAAUCCUUUGAUGCUGAAGCAGAGAUAUUUUGUAGUGAGAAAAUAGGGCAAGAGGGCAGCGCCAGUCUCCACUGCGAAUGGGUGGUACAAACACAGCCGUUGGGCAACAGCUCCACGUAAUAUAUUUACGAAAUUCGAGGAGGACAAAUUUACUGUGAUUUCCACACAUUAUUUAAAGGACUUCAGUUUCGAAAAGCGCCGCCAUGAAGUUAAAGUCUGUCGAGAAACAACGACCAGCCGGCUUCUGUCAUCAGACCGCACUCACUCAAAGUAUACCUUAAAGCAAUACUGCGAGGCUUAAUUUUGUGCUAGGUUAAUAGCCCUUGUAUUCCCUAAAGAACCUGACAUUCAACUAGGGGCAGUUUCGCAGCUCGACAGCCGCAGUUUCAACAGAUAAAUUUAGCACUCUUUUGCCUUUUCAAAAAAUAUCAAAAAUGUCGAGUUAAAAACGUUCUUAGAAUUUCUCAUUGCCGCACACUCCGUAUUUGGAGGCGUCGAACAUUGAUAUGCUAGAAAAAACACUUCACCAUUUUGCUGAACCAGGUUACUUGCAUUUUCGCUUAUCUUACUGUUAACUGUUACUAGUAUCCUGAGAACUAUUAAGGCUUAACCGUACUUCAGGCCUGAAUGUGAGUCAAAUCUAGUUUCCAGUGCCGAGCGCAGGCGAAAGUCCAGACAAUCUGUCGCGAAUGACAACAUCCACCGUGUGCAUCACGGAGCAGGUGCAGCGUCAGUGACUUUGAUGUCAACAAGAUUAUAAUAAGGCAGGCUUUCGAAACACCUACGGCACUCUUCCCUCCAUCACCUACCAGGCUCUUGUGACAAGACCAAGUCAAUACAACCGGCGAUAGGCCCGGACUCAGUGAUUGAAAGAGCUAGGCAGGCCAUAUACGCAUGCCAAACACGAUCUUGCCACCACAGCCUGUACGGGGCUUUCGUCUGCUCAGAUAUGUUAGGACGAAGGAAACUGUAUAACACUCCGCCUUGUGGUUGUUCCUGGGCCCUGUUUGUAAAAAGCCUCCAUUAGGCUUUUCUUUUGUCUGCACUGAUCUAGUUGUAUAUGCAAGUUUAUUAGGCAUAAGACGGAAGAGACCGACGGGGUAAAGGUUCACUGCGUUUUUCGGCUGCAGCCUGACCUUCACCACUUAUAAUGCGGGACUUUCAAACAAUUUCUGAAUAGUAGUCAUGAGGGCCAAAGCUUAUCUUUCUUAUGUUUGCUUGUCUUUUAGCGAAAUUAAAAGUCUUCGCUGAGUGCCGCAAAGACUGCAACAGCCAGUGCAACCACAGCCUCUACGCAUAUCUCGCUAACAAGGUUAGUUUCUUUUUGAAACGUUAAAGGAUGCCUCAGUUAAUCUAAACCCUUCUUUCAACACUUUUAUUAGCUCCAACUAGAGGCAGUUCUGUUGACUUGGUUCGGAUAUGCUAAGAGCAAAUAUAUAACACGUACCUGUUUAAUUUGCAGAUGCCUCUUCUUAUUGCCUGAAGACCUAAACUUCAAAACUCUGGGCAAAAUGUGGGGUUGCAGAGCUCCAGAUGCUGCCUAUGGGGAUGAAUCUUGAAAAAAAUAAAGCUUUGACUUGCCAACUCCAACAACUGUCGAGUUUAUGUAAAAAGGGUGUUAGCCCCAUGGGUAAAAAAUAACUUUAGAAGACUGACAAAGAGAGUAGAGGAAGACUAGAGAGUGGGCGUUAGUUAUGGAAUCUCUUUUUUAGAAAUAAGAGCAUAAGCAAGAGACGAUGACGCUUAAAAAUAAAAGGUCAUUUGGCUAAAGUUCCGAAAAUCACGUCCCAAUGACCUAUACCGUACCCGUCUAUGCUGGAGUUACGUAGUAAAGACUUCUGACGACGCUACCCUAAAUGUAUUACCUUCCGUUUAUAACUAGUCGACCCGUAAAAGUGGAAAAGGCUAAUCCGAAGGUGAAUAGUAGUCAGUAGCUUGUCUUACCGGUCAGAGUGUGACGCAAUCAUGACUUAAACCUACCAAACCACUAAGGUUUACAUCGGUGUCUUGCUAAGCCGGCUUCGUUCUACAGUGUUUCAUGCUGCGUGACGGAGAGUUAGGAUGCCGUUGGCAUCGGCAAAUUAUUUUGAAUUGGCUUAUGCUUGAUUAGAGUGGGUGGGUAGAUGUCGAACGCUAUCAUAGCCCAGAUACCCAUCACCGCUCACACGUCAAGGAUGUCCAACUAACCUUGGCAGCCAAGACGACAGCAGUCACUACCGCCACCACCCGCACCCACCCACCGCUUUCCCUCCUGAGUGCCGCUGUGGCGCCUGGAAAAUCAUCCUAGAAAAAGGGUAGUGGAGAAGAGGCGAUAGGGGCGCCUUUCCAGAAGGUGGAACGCCUUCCAAAGCGCUUGACAUUAACCGACUUUAGAGGGUGCAGGAGAAGCAUAUUCAGUCGGGAAGAGGCUUAUAUCUACUGACUGAAGGCAUAGGGACGGUGUUCACCCACUUUGGUGCCAAAAUCCAGACUAAUCAGACCGUCGCUUCCUUUGACGUUGAAGUGUUGACGGUGCCAGGUCUGUUGACUUUCCUCUUCAGUAAUCCCCCCCCCCGCGUCGGCGGUUUCGGAAAAUGUUGACGCAGAGAGGAAGGUGUGGGCUAUGAUGGGGAAUAUGGUGUACGAAAAAGAUAAGUUAUUCGGACAAAUGACAGGCUCUAUGCGAUCACUGGAACACUGAAAGUACCCAUAAUUCAGGUUUGCCUAAUCGUAACUCUAAGCAAAGUGUGAGCGGUUUUUUGAAGGGGGAGUCGGAAGGAUGACGGAAGUGGAGUAAUUUUGAGGUACAUAUCGCUGCACCUACAAAACUUUUUUCCCUUUUAGAACGACUGUUACACGUGCCUGUAUGAGUGCAUGUCCGUAUUCACAGAACAGGCUGAGAAGAUGGGGGUAAGUAAAUUGGGUCUCUCUUGGUAUUUGAUGGCAUAAAUUCGAUAUUAUUCUAUUGCGCUCUUCAUUAUUAGUGUGAUUAACGGACGCUAAUGAUGGACAUAGUGAACUUACCAUUACGCCAAAAUGACCUUAAACUAAUCACCAUACUGUGCCCGACAUAGAUAUUAUUCAAAUGAUACUGUGCCAGUAACCUUACAUUGUAACCUUAAUAUAUGUCUGACACCACCAUCUGGAAAGCGGGGGAGAAAAGCAGACAACACGUGGCGUCACGCUGACAGUUCUAUUUUAUAAACUUUCACGAAAUGAUACGUUACGGUGUCUGUCUGAGAUGCGUACAUGCUAUCUAAUACUAUUUACUACACACUUUUUGGGGUGUUUCUUCUUACACACAGAGUGGUUGAGCAAAGUCCCUUAGGCACAUAUUCAAGUGAUAUCUCGAAUUUGCAUUGCAAAGACACUGAUGACUGUUCAUCUGCAAGAUUACAUCAUCGCCACCGAGGGCACAGCACUUGGGCUGUAAAAAAGCACUAGUGUUUUUGCCUAGCCAUUUUGAGAAACAGAAACAAUACACGAAAACGAAGGGAAGUGGAAAUCACAAGGGGAUCGCGUUAAUCUUUCUAACUUGACAGAAAACUGAAGGCUCAUGGUUAACUUUACAGCAUCACUGGUGAACCCAACUGCACUGCUGUUAGGAGUGCGAGGUUCGGGCAGAUAUAAAGUUAUUCUUUUCUGCUGCAAGUGGUUGGUGAUUAUCAACGCUCCUUAGAGGUAGAAGUGAGUUGUUAGACUUUUCGGUCUUUUCGCACUCCACGAGAUUGAUUUCGGUCAUUUUAGUUAUGAUAUGCAUAUUACGUUUUAUUCGCGGAAUUAUCCUAUGCCAGAACCACUUAUUAAUAGCCGGAAAGGACCAUCUGCUUGAAGUCAGUACAUUGAUGUAGGUUCUCUGAAACUGCCAUCGAAAAACAAUUGCUGUGUUGAUUUCAGAGUGGAAAUAGCAAUAGCAAUUAUAACUGUUGUCGCUGUAGUCCAGAGUCAAAUUGAUGUCUUUGCUCUUACACUGGUCUGAACACACCAGUUGCAAGGGUUUCGGUCAUCAGAGGAUCUCUAAGCAAGCCUCAUGUGCUUUUUAGUGCGUACAACAGUUUUUCAGGUUAAAUUUGUUAUUUUCCUCAAAAAUUGUUAGAACAUAGGGUAACUUCUUGGGCACAAAUAUUUUCAGUUCGGUUUGAAAGUAGAUACGCAUAUAUGGGCUAAAAUCUAUCAGCUUUGACGGACCAACAAGGCAAUAUCCAAAUUCUGUCUACAGACAAUCAGUAUAUAUAAACGUUUAUUGACUCACCGUGCUAGCCACACGGGUAAUACUUAAAAACCCAAGGACGUAAUUCGCCGACUUUGUGCUGCAGCUUGAAACAGCUGUGUGUUUCGACUCAUCAGUGAGUCCCCCUGCGCUCUUAAUGUGCAUUUUAGUACACACUCCAGUCCUUAAAGUUAGGGACGCUAAUUUUCUCAGUAGGACAAAUCAAUCGGUAUUUAAAUACCACUGACUGUGAGCCGAAUGUGAAUAUUGCGCUGUUGGUCUGCUGAAGCUGAUAUAUUUCGACUCAAGCAUGCAUACCAACUUUCGGAGCGAGCCUAGAAAGGUUUACGCCAAAGACUUUACUCCAGGCUCACACACUACUUUCAAAGGAAAUUAAAAACAAAUCUGUUGUCGUUGUAAUACCUAGGUGAAUUGGUUUUUCAUAUGUCUCGUUGGUCCGGUCACGACAGGAAGUGACCACUUGUGAGGACUGUAGACUCGGGGCCUCAAGACAAAACGGAAGGUUCCAAUUCCAUCUUGCAAGUGUCAAUCCGAUGUGACACUGGCUCCUGAUUCUAGUUAACGUGAUGAAAAACUAUAAAACUUUUACAGAUAACUCCCAGCGAUAUGAAUCCUGAAGCUUCUCCGAAUUCGUUAGCACCCUUUUGGAGCGAGAUUUUGGCACGAUCGUGAUCAAGAGACAUGCCUAUAAAAUAACUCUAUUUUUUCCAGAAUAUAAAUCCAGACAGCUAAUUGAUUUGAAAUUUAAAAUGACAGUUAGAUAACAAUAUGCGAUGCUCCUGUAAGAUCCCUGAUCCGUUUUCACCUUUUUAAAAGAAGAAACUACGCAAGCAUCACAGGUCUGUGCAGGAUGGACAAAUGGUUGGGCCACUAGAUAUUUGAAAAACGUCUCAUAAAAAAGCACAAUUCUACAGGCUGGUGCACGGACCUGCCAUAAACCACUGUGCUGGAGGUUUUAUCAAAUCUCUUCAAAGUUGCUAAAAGUACCGCCGUCAUGUACCUGAGUCCAAUGAAUGAGCCGUUUUUGGCUGAAAAAGUAGCAAACGACCGCCGACCACUGUCGACCAGUUGGUUUACCAGCCAAUAUUUCUCUUUCCGGUCACUGAUUACUGAGCGGUGAGCUGUAUAGCAAAAAUCGGCACAAAGACAGCUAUGCGACCAUAUCUGCAUACUUUUAAAAGAUGAAAUUUUCUCGUUUCAAUCACUUUUACUUUGAGCUAGGAUAUGCAAUCGCCCGUUUCUACUUUUUUUGGCAGAUUCAGGUACUGAGCGAAAAAUCGAGCAAGCGGGCAAGGCAUGUGACCGGAUUUGGAGAUGCCGGCAGAAAGAGGCUGCGACUGAGGCAGACCCAAACUAAUUCGCCCACAUUCGACCUGCAGAACUACAGAAGGUCAGCGUAG
This is a messenger RNA of Spirometra erinaceieuropaei, 10714 nucleotides long. Lineage: Eukaryota; Metazoa; Platyhelminthes; Cestoda; Diphyllobothriidea; Diphyllobothriidae. The record is from the annotation of a GenBank genome assembly.